Priapulus caudatus is the source of this 1371-nucleotide messenger RNA. RefSeq names its product aquaporin-3-like. Gene Ontology annotation, biological process: water transport; glycerol transmembrane transport. Gene Ontology annotation, cellular component: basolateral plasma membrane; plasma membrane. Lineage: Eukaryota; Metazoa; Priapulida; Priapulimorpha; Priapulimorphida; Priapulidae. The record is from RefSeq and is a predicted model, not a curated record. Gene Ontology annotation, molecular function: glycerol channel activity; water channel activity.
AUAGUCGGCACGGCCAUCCUUGCCAUCCUCGUGCUGGCGAUCACGGACGAACGAAACAUGAGCGUUCCUAAGGGCCUCAUCCCCGUGUCUGUCGGAGCGACUGUGGGAGCGAUCGGCAUGGCGUACGGAUACAACUGCGGCUACGCCGUCAACCCAGCGCGCGAUCUCGGCCCGCGCAUACUCACCGCCAUGGCAGGAUGGGGCGUCGAAGUGUUCAGUUACCGGGACUAUAACUGGUUCUGGAUCCCCGUCGUGGGCCCACACAUCGGAGCGAUAGCCGGAGCGCUCCUUUACCAGCUGUUCGUUGGCGUGCACUGGCCCGACGUUCCAAUCUCCGUCGGCCACUACCCGAAGGAGAAGAUGACGACAGGUGGCAUCAACAACGCAUUUUCGCCCCCUGAAGAAUUCGAGCAGGAACCGCAGGUGAAGAUAUACACAAAGCAAGCCGAUGAUGAUGAUGAAAUGACAGCAAAAUUUUAGUCUCCUCAAAGAUUUGCCGCUAAACGUUUGUUAUACGAGUGAAUAAUAUUCGUGAUAUGAGAAGCUAUGUGCGAAAACAUUCGAUGUUAUUUGGGGAGGGGGCUUUGAUGGGGCUAACCCCUCUAUGUUGAACAUUCACAAUUCAUUUUUGCGUAAUUGUAUAUAAUAAAACAUUUCCACUGGUAUCGUUUAGCUAUACAUAAUUAUAGCUAAUGCUAUGUGUCAUGAAUUGGCUAAAUAUUUUAACCAUUAACAGAACAAAGAUGGUAUUUCUUCUAAAUUCAGGCAGUUUUGCCUAUAGGGCUUCAGACAAGCCCUGCUAGGUAGGGGAACAAAUGUUUAGCAAACUUCAAUUGAUUAUUAAACACAGUGAUAUAUUUACAAAGAAUAGGCACGAUUAUAAGAUCGUACAUUAAAAUAUUAAUAUUAUUAUUAGUAUACCAAAUCGGAGUAUAGCCAUCAUUAUCAUCAUCAUUUCAUUCUUCUUCUUCUUCCUUUUCUUCUUCUUCCUCUUCUUCAUCACUAUCACCACCAUUAUCAUCUUCUUCUCCAUCACCAUCCGCCAUCGCCAACAUCAUCAUCGUCAUCGUCAUCACCAUCAUCAUUAUUAGUAGCGUCGUCACCAGAGUCGUAUGUAGAACUUACUGAAUGGUUACUUUUACAGUUUUCAUUUUUUCAUGUUUUUUUCCCUUAUUUUUCACCGUAGAGUUUCUAUCUUCCGCGUGAUAUGCUUUUAGUACACGUUCUGUGCAAACGUCUUUUAUAAUUAUUAGCUCGUUUCUUUUCGUUUCUAACCACUAUAGCGUUGCUGUUUCACCUGCGAUGUAUUUUCUGGAAUUAAACAAAACAAUUGGCCUAAAAGCAUAAUAAAGUCAUAUUGCUGUUUAUAAA